Aspergillus japonicus CBS 114.51 is the source of this 853-nucleotide messenger RNA. RefSeq lists its product as uncharacterized. The record is from RefSeq and is a predicted model, not a curated record. Bases 354 to 668 code for a protein of 104 amino acids. Lineage: Eukaryota; Fungi; Ascomycota; Eurotiomycetes; Eurotiales; Aspergillaceae. The transcript has a single exon.
CUUAUACUUUACCAGAAACAAGUCUCAGACCUCAUCUCAGCCUCCCAUCCUUUAAAUUAAUUUUUAGGCAUCCCCACGAUAAGAGUAUACAAUAUGAUUGACGCAGUGGUGAUGCAGCAUGUGUGUAGUUGUAUGAAGUCUGCUGAGCGCAAAACACAAGUGGCGGACUGUUGACCACCCAUAUAAGUCCACUCGAUCUUGACAUGGUUCAAGUGCGAAUAAUCCUUCAAGCUUGAUACAUUGUCUCCUUUAGCAAUCAAGUAUAUCACCUAUCUUACUAGCAAGUAACCAGAUCAUCGUCGGAGACCUGAAAAUAAUGUCUAAUUUUCUCCAGGUCUAUUCUCGAAAACACAAUGCCGUCCUCCAAAACCGACACAGGCAUUCGACUCCCUCAGAACGAUGACCAGACUCGACGUUUGAGAAGCACCACUCAAGAUCAGAAAGCUGCCUCUCGACUGCAGGACGCCUCAGGAAGCACAAGGGCCCAUGCAGCUGCUGACCCGACUUCGAACUGGACACCGGAAGAGAUGUUCGAGUCUACUGUCAAUCAAUACAGCGAUCCAAUCCCCGACCGAUAUUCGUUCACCGAUGGGGUUAGAAUGGAGAGAGGAGCUUUCGGUAACGAUGAGGCGGAUGCAUUUGAGGCUGCUCACGACGAGUUUGAUUAAGUCUUGAGGGCAUAUUCACUCUUCAUGUUGUGAUCAUGGUUAAGCUGAAAUGUGGUGCUAUCAUGGGCACCUCUUGCACUAGCUAGACAAUCAAUCGCCACAUAUACUCAGUAUCGUUUAUCACUAUCGAGAUUCAUGAUACUUUUAUCCAUAGAUGUUUAUUUUCUGUAGUGGGGUAAUUCAAG